AUAAUCAUGGUCAAGAUCGAGGUAAAUAUGCUUUUAAAUAAAUAACUGAAGAGUAUAAAGAAGAGAAGAGAGUGGAGAGGGAUCAACAAUCGCAUGAGAACCACGUCAGGUUUAUGAUCCCGUUAUUCUUCAGGUAACGUAAAACUGUGACGUGGGUCCGCAGUCUACAGGCAGCAACGUGGACACGAGUCAUACAAAAUUGCCUGAGGUAAACUAUAUAUAGUUUAAUACUUAUCAUAAAAAUAUCGACAAUAUAUAUAAUAAUUGUCGGUUGAAUUAACGGGCUCUAGUCAAAUGAUGACCGGUGACUAGAUCGUCUACGUGUCGGUUUUUAUUUACGUGCUGACAGUUUUUGUAAAAUUUUUGGAACUUGCUGCUGAAAGUCAGUGACGGUCUUUUUAUUUCAUGCAAUUUUAAAACUUUGAGUGCAAAGUUAAAAUGGAACUGACGAACAACAGAAAGGAACAGAAGCCGAAGGCAAAUGGAACCGCUCCGAUAAUUGCGGAGAGAAAAUUGAAGUCCAAGUACUGGGCUUAUUUCUGGUGGGUGUUUGGCGGGAUAUUUGGAGCACAUCAUCUUUAUCUUGGAAGAGAUGCGCAUGCUUUCAUAUGGUUUUCAACUUUAGGAGGAUACUUCGGUAUCGGUUGGCUCAGAGAUUUGUUUAAAAUUUCUACGUACGUCGAUGACGCUAAUGAUCAUCCUCAUUUCGUCGAACGGUUUAAGCUGUCAGUGAGACACCACAAGAAGCCGACGUUUUCAACAGUGAGAUUUAUCGGCGCACUUAUAGUCGGAUACUUAUGGGGUUUAUUAUUAUGGAUGGCAAUACCCCAAGACGAAAUAUACGGAAUGAACUUACGUCAUCUGAUGAUCUUGGUACCGCUAGCAGUUGCUCUAGGUGUGUGGGUAAUAGGAAACAUCGGCCGAGAGCAAGGAUCCCUGUGGCCUACGUUGGUAUGCUCGUAUUUGAUGUACCCGAGCCUCUACUACAUCGGGGACGACAGCACCUGGCUGAGUCUGAUGGUCGUAGUGGACGCCCUGGUGUUCGACACCUUCAGCAAGGAGUGGAGACUCAAGCCGCGGGAAAAAAAAUCAGCUGGCAAACGGUUCCUCGGGUUAACUCUCGCUGUCACUCUCUACCUCGCUCUGUGGACGAGUUACUUCUACUUCAAUGCCGUCGUCACUGACAGCGACGGAGAGGAAAUAAAAUUAUCUGAAGCUGUCAAACAUUUCUUUACCUCGCCCAUGUGGCUGGACUUGAAAACGACGUUAUGGGCAACGUGGGAGCAAAUAAAAAAUCAGGGAUUCUGGGCCACGUGGCAACAAUUGAUAGACAUGUCAGAUUUACGCGGGGAAAUGAAUGCAUACAAAGUCCUCGGUUUAUCUCAAACAGCAUCAGAGAGUGAGAUCACAACUAAAUGGCGGAUGUUAUCCAAAGAACAUCAUCCUGACAAAGUAAAAGGUUCGGACGAAGAGCGUAAAGCUGCGCAGGACAGAUUUAUGGAGAUCCAGCAGGCGUACGAAAUUUUAUCGAGCAAAAAAAAUCGACGACAACGUAAAAAUCGUCGCAAUGGAUGAUUUUAAUAUACAUUAUAUAUUUAUUAUUUAUUUAUUGCAAUCAUUGUCUUUCCAUCAGUCUAUCACCGAGUCUUUGACUCUGCGCUUAGCGCAUCUAUAUUUUAUAAUCAAAUAUAAUUUAUAAAUAUUUAAUAUUAUAAA
Microplitis mediator is the source of this 1716-nucleotide messenger RNA. It is a transcript of the gene wus, whose product is annotated as dnaJ homolog subfamily C member 22. The record is from RefSeq and is a predicted model, not a curated record. The coding region runs from base 439 to 1575 and encodes 378 amino acids. Lineage: Eukaryota; Metazoa; Arthropoda; Insecta; Hymenoptera; Braconidae. Gene Ontology annotation, cellular component: early endosome; plasma membrane. Gene Ontology annotation, biological process: endocytosis. The transcript is spliced from 6 exons.